AUGUCGUUAGAUCUUGGAGAUGACUUUGGAGAGAUAGAAUACAGCAGUCAAGAUCUCGCAAAUAUGGUACCAUAUCCUCUUUUAGCUACAAAAACGCCUGCGGAAAAUGUGAUGGAAACUGAAUCCCGUGAAAAACUUGAAUCUGAAUUGCCAAAUGACCAAAACGACGAUUCAAAUACUGAAAAAAUCAUCUCAGACAUUCUGGAAAUGGAAAAUGAUUAUUUUUUACCCAAAAGUCCAAAAUGUGGAACAAUCUUAGAAAUACUUAACCAAAAUGAGGAAAAUUCUGUCGUUGAGGCAGCCAUCGUUGAAGCUUCUGAUUCGGUCAUUGAAACUUCACCAAAACGUAAAAUUGGCGUCACCGAAGAGGAAAUAACGGACUUUGUCAACAAAAUUUCGCCAAAAUGUCAGCGAAUUAAUGAAUCGAGUGACAGUGACUCUAAUCCAAGCAGUGUCCAAUCAAGCAUCUUGUCAGAUGACUCCGAUAAAGGACUUUUUCGUCGUCGAGGUCGUCCCGCAAAACCAGUGGCAGCUUUACUCAACCUGAAAGAUUUUAAGAGCGACGAAGAACGAAGGUACCGUGAAUUACGCAACAAAAAUAAUGAAGCAACUCGUCGUUUGUACAGGAUGCGUCGACUGAGGGAAAAACAAUUACAGGACGAAGAAAAAACGUUACAAUUGGAAAAUGAAAAUUUGAUGGAGGAGGUGAACGAAUUGGAAAAACUCAUUAAAAAAUUUCAAAAAGCGAUCUUGAAAUUAUAA
Molecule: messenger RNA, 762 nt
Organism: Culicoides brevitarsis
Lineage: Eukaryota; Metazoa; Arthropoda; Insecta; Diptera; Ceratopogonidae
Gene: Xrp1
Exons: 3
Coding region: 1-762 (253 amino acids)
Biological process (GO): regulation of DNA-templated transcription
Molecular function (GO): DNA-binding transcription factor activity
Source: RefSeq, a predicted model, not a curated record